This is a messenger RNA of Heteronotia binoei (common prickly gecko), 1318 nucleotides long. It is a transcript of the gene PSMC5, whose product is annotated as proteasome 26S subunit, ATPase 5. NCBI's taxonomy places the organism in Eukaryota, Metazoa, Chordata, Lepidosauria, Squamata, Gekkonidae. Gene Ontology annotation, biological process: proteasome-mediated ubiquitin-dependent protein catabolic process. Bases 15 to 1211 code for a protein of 398 amino acids. Gene Ontology annotation, cellular component: proteasome regulatory particle, base subcomplex. The transcript has 11 exons. Gene Ontology annotation, molecular function: ATP binding; proteasome-activating activity; ATP hydrolysis activity. The record is from RefSeq and is a predicted model, not a curated record.
UCUCUCUUGGAUAGAUGGAGCUUGAAGAGGGCAAGGGGGGAACAGGGCUGCGCCAGUAUUACUUGUCCAAGAUCGAAGAGUUACAGCUGAUAGUCAAUGAGAAGAGCCAGAACCUCCGGAGGCUGCAGGCUCAGCGGAACGAACUGAACGCCAAGGUUCGCUUGCUGCGUGAAGAGCUCCAGCUUCUGCAGGAACAAGGUUCCUACGUGGGUGAGGUGGUGAGAGCUAUGGAUAAGAAGAAAGUUCUAGUCAAGGUUCACCCAGAAGGCAAGUUUGUGGUCGACGUAGAUAAAAACAUAGACAUCAACGACGUGACCCCAAACUGCCGGGUCGCUCUGAGGAACGACAGCUACACCCUCCACAAGAUCCUGCCAAACAAGGUAGACCCCCUGGUCUCACUGAUGAUGGUCGAGAAGGUGCCCGACUCUACCUACGAGAUGAUCGGCGGCCUCGACAAGCAGAUCAAAGAGAUCAAGGAGGUGAUCGAGCUGCCCGUCAAACACCCGGAGCUUUUCGAGGCUCUGGGGAUCGCUCAGCCCAAGGGCGUGUUGCUGUACGGACCCCCUGGCACUGGGAAGACUUUGUUGGCCCGAGCAGUGGCGCAUCACACCGACUGCACCUUCAUCCGCGUCUCAGGCUCUGAGCUCGUGCAGAAAUUCAUUGGAGAGGGUGCACGGAUGGUGCGUGAGCUCUUCGUCAUGGCCCGAGAACAUGCCCCCUCCAUCAUCUUCAUGGACGAGAUCGAUUCCAUCGGCUCCUCCCGCCUGGAGGGCGGCUCUGGUGGGGACAGCGAGGUGCAGCGCACCAUGUUGGAGCUGCUGAACCAGUUGGACGGUUUCGAGGCCACCAAGAACAUCAAGGUGAUCAUGGCCACUAACCGGAUCGACAUCUUGGAUUCUGCCCUGCUUCGCCCCGGCCGCAUUGACAGGAAGAUCGAGUUCCCUCCCCCCAAUGAAGAGGCCCGCCUGGACAUCUUGAAGAUCCACUCUCGCAAGAUGAACCUGACCCGGGGGAUCAAUUUGCGGAAGAUUGCUGAGCUGAUGCCAGGGGCUUCCGGUGCCGAGGUCAAGGGAGUGUGCACAGAAGCAGGAAUGUACGCCCUGAGGGAAAGGAGGGUACACGUGACACAAGAAGACUUCGAAAUGGCAGUCGCAAAGGUAAUGCAAAAGGACAGUGAGAAGAAUAUGUCCAUCAAGAAACUCUGGAAGUAAAAGUCCCGUCUGUGUGGCAUCUGCGCUUUCUUACACGCUGCGGGCACGUUACACUGUUAAUUCCCUGUUACUUUUUUCCCCGUUAAUAAAGUUAAGUGUUAACAGUC